UGUGCGCGCGCGAGUCCUCGGUGCGCCGAAAAUCAAUAUAGGCUCUACCGUCAUUUUUCUUACGGGCUUUUUCCCUCCUCGUUUUCAGUUUAAUUUUUCCGCCCGCGACGUUCUCGCGCAUCGACGACUUUCCGCGACACUGCGCUAAAUCUUCUUUAUUAUUAUUAUUGAUAUCUCGUCGUCGUCGUCAACCGUUGUUAUUACCCGGACAACCGCACAUUGUCGCAGAAGCAGAGCAAAAAAAAAAAACGGUCCACCGAGUCCUCCGAAUACCGUGUACUCGUAAGUUUUCAAAUACGCGCGCGAAAAAUUAAAAUAUAUUAAUUAAAAACGCCGCGCGCGUUUCGUUCGGAUCUGGUGAAUCCGCGACACCAGGUGGCGCCCCGUCGUCGUUCUCACCGCCGUCGCGUAUAUCGAUUGGGCUUUUGAUCCUUUUCGCUCGCCGUGUGUCCGUGUGUAUACCUUCGCCCGCGCGCGAGUGCGUACGUGCAGUGUGUGUGUGUGUGUGUGUGUGCGUGUGUGUGUGUGUAUGUGUGUGUCGUUCAUGUGAGUGUGUGCGUGUUUCCGGAACGUACCUCCUACACGUACACAGCCGCCACCGCUGCUGGUGCUACUGCUGCCGCCGAUGAUAAACGUUUGAACUCGUGGAGGAACGGACUUGUCGAAGUUUUCGUGCCGUACAGUGUGGGAGGCGUCACGAGCACUCUCCCACCCCUCGUCCAAUAGUAUAGUCAUUGUCGAGUUUCGCACGAGCGAUAACCGUUUUUUGUCGGGUGUACAGCGAAAAUGGCCGGCCAAGACGGUAAAUGGCAGAAGGAAGGGUCUGACCAAAACUUUGAUUACAUGUUCAAGUUGCUCAUCAUCGGCAACAGUAGCGUUGGAAAGACUUCGUUCCUGUUUCGAUACGCCGACGACAGUUUCACGUCGGCUUUCGUAUCCACGGUCGGCAUAGAUUUCAAAGUAAAAACCGUGUUUAGGCACGAUAAAAGAGUCAAACUUCAGAUAUGGGACACGGCGGGCCAAGAACGUUACAGGACCAUCACGACGGCAUAUUACAGGGGCGCUAUGGGGUUCAUACUGAUGUACGACAUCACAAACGAGGAGUCCUUCAACAGCGUACAGGACUGGGUAACACAGAUCAAGACGUACUCUUGGGACAACGCGCAGGUGAUACUGGUGGGCAACAAGUGCGACAUGGAACACGAACGUGUGAUAUCGUACGAGCGAGGCAAAACGCUGGCCGACGAACUGAACAUCGAAUUCUUCGAGACGUCCGCCAAAGAUAACCACAAUGUCAAGGCCGUGUUCGAACGACUCGUGGACAUCAUAUGCGACAAGAUGUCCGAGAGCUUGGACUCGGACCCAACACUGGUGGCCGGUGCCAAGGGCACCAGGCUAACUGAACAACCGCAAGGUCCGAACAAUCCGAAUUGCAACUGUUAAAAGUCUUAUACCCGGUUUCGGAUACCCACCACGGCCCAACGAGAUACUUCAAACAACAAAACCCGUUACAGCAGUACCGAAACACAAAAAGACAGUUAACAAAAAUUAAAAAUUAAAAAAAUAUAUAAAAACCAAAUUUUCAAACAAACUAAUAAAACCAAAACCAAUAACUCGUGAACAACGGGUCGUUCAUAUAUUGUAGGCUGAAAAGCGAUGAGUACUAAAAUACAACACACAUAUACGUAUUAUAUAAACUAUAUAAUAUUAUGAUAGAGCUACUACCUCAUCUGCAGAUAUUGUUUUAGAGACUUGUGUCCGUUUUCUUGUUAUUUUGUUGUUCAGUUCAGGCUUCGUAUAUAAUUUACACAGAAUAUUGUCACAUAUUAUUUAAGUUUAAUAAUAACAAUACAAUGUAUUGAUACUUAAUUACAUAUAUAAUAUUAUUAUUAUUAUUAUACGCCGGACAAUAAAGAUUUUUUUUGUUUUCUUGA
Molecule: messenger RNA, 1934 nt
Organism: Rhopalosiphum padi (bird cherry-oat aphid)
Lineage: Eukaryota; Metazoa; Arthropoda; Insecta; Hemiptera; Aphididae
Gene: Rab3
Product: ras-related protein Rab-3
Exons: 5
Coding region: 787-1443 (218 amino acids)
Biological process (GO): protein secretion; regulation of exocytosis; protein localization to plasma membrane
Cellular component (GO): synaptic vesicle; endosome; plasma membrane
Molecular function (GO): GTPase activity; GTP binding
Source: RefSeq, a predicted model, not a curated record